Molecule: messenger RNA, 1418 nt
Organism: Zea mays
Lineage: Eukaryota; Viridiplantae; Streptophyta; Magnoliopsida; Poales; Poaceae
Product: myb-related transcription activator
Biological process (GO): response to gibberellin; response to ethylene
Molecular function (GO): DNA binding
Source: RefSeq, marked validated
GAGCGAAGAGAGCGAAAUCCAGAGCACACGGCGUCGCAUUUGGAACGCUCCUGCUCGUCGCACGUACGAAGCCCACGCGUCCGCGCACGUGCCAGAGCCGAGCCCCCGCGCCGGCGCCCCGCCGGAGAGGAUGACGCGGCGGUGCUCGCACUGCAGCAACAACGGCCACAACUCGCGUACCUGCCCCGUCCGCUCCGCCGGCGGCGGCAGCGGCGGCGGCGGGGUGAGGCUGUUCGGCGUGCGGCUCACGACGGCGCCGGCGCCGGCGGUGAUGAAGAAGAGCGCCAGCAUGAGCUGCAUUGUGUCCUCGCUCGGCGGCGGUUUCGGCGGCUCGUCGCCGCCGGUGGAAGGAGUGGGUGCUGGCAGAGGAGGGGAAGACAGUGGGACCGGCUACGUGUCCGAUGAUCCCGCGCACGCAUCCUGCUCGACGAAUGGCCGCGCCGAGCGCAAGAAAGGUACACCUUGGACUGAAGAAGAGCAUAGAAUGUUUCUGAUGGGUCUGCAGAAGCUUGGUAAGGGAGACUGGCGCGGGAUAUCCAGAAACUUUGUUGUUUCCAGGACCCCGACUCAAGUUGCAAGCCAUGCUCAAAAGUACUUUGUUAGACAGACAAACUCAUCGAGACGGAAGAGGCGGUCAAGCUUAUUUGACAUGGUCCCAGAAAUGCCAAUGGAUGAGUCCCCAGCUGCUGUGGAACAAUUUACUCUCCAAAAUACUCAAGAUGAAGAUACAAGUUCAAAUCACGUGCCAACCUUACAUCUUGGACAACGGAAGGAAACAGAGUUUGCUAAGCAGCUACAAACUUUUCAGCCAGGGCACCAUGAGAAAUCUGAAUACGCAGAACCUUCAUUGCUGCUACCAGAUUUGGAGAUGAACCCCAGUGUACCAUUCAAGACCAUAACUGAUCCAACAGGACCAGCAUUCUACCCAUCAUUGGUCCCUGUUCCACUAACUCUUUGGCCUCCAAGUGUUUCCCACGUGGAGGAAGCAGCCAGAACCCAUGAAAUCCUAAAACCAACUCCUUUGAAUGGUAAGGGGGUGGUUAAGGCAGAUGAUGUUGUUGGUAUGUCUAAGCUCAGCAUCGACGAAGCUAGCUCUGGCUCCAUGGAACCCACUGCUCUUUCCCUUGAGCUUAUUGGAUCCACAGAUACAAGGCAAUCAGCUUUUCAUGUGAGUCCACCGAUGAAUAGACCUGAACUAAGCAAGAGAAACAGCAGUCCAAUUCAUGCAGUUUGAGGAAGCAUGAAACAUGCCCGCUGGGUCAAGUCUUACAAAUUAUACUGAUGGUCUCAAUACCUCAGAACGUGACCAUGUACUUUGUAACGACUUUUUAGUUAUCCUGUUUCCAGCUUAUGUUCCUUGCCAUCGACAAAUGUAGAGAGAUACAUGUGUCAAUGGAAGUAGCAUGCCAUUAGUUUCA